GUCAUUUAAACAAGGUCAGUUGGCUCCAAAGUAGGGAUAUAAUCUACUCCAGAGAGGCUGCUGUUUUCAUAAUACUGCAGCCACACAAAUAGUACUUCUUGUGAUGAGCUGUCUUUAGUGGAACAAUACCUUUUUUUUUUCACCUGCCAGGUAUCAUGGAGGAGCACUGCGAGGUGGUCCCCAGACCGUUCCUGUGCUGCCGGCUGUGCGGGGACGAGUUCCAGCAGCCCAAGAUGCUGCCGUGCCUGCACUCGUUCUGCAAGACAUGCAUCGAGGGCUACGUGGACUCCAACAAGGACGAAGACAGCUACUUCGCGUGCCCCGUGUGCGGCACAGAGACAACCAUCCAGGAGGAGCACGCCGAGAAGCUGCCCGACAACAUGUUCGCUCGGAGACUCAGCAACCCCGUCGUCCACGUGCCUGUCUCCAGGAGGGACAGACAGCUCCAGUCGUGUCGCACUUGCCAGCAGAACGGCAGCAGAGCGGAGGCCGACAUGCACUGCAUCAACUGCGAUGACUUCCUCUGUACGACAUGCUCAGAGAGUCACCAGCUGGAAGUGGAGACCGCCAGCCACAAGAUGCUGAGCAUAAAGGAAGAAGGCGAGCCCAAGUCGACUGGGUCUUCCACGCCGACCGAUCCCGACAUACUGCCACGCUGCUGCGAAUACUACGAUCCCUACGACAUCGGCUCCAUGUUCUGUGUGGACUGCAACAUGACGCUGUGCUCAGAGUGUCACCCAAAAGACCACAAUGAUCACAGGUGUGCUGAGCUCUCUGCCGUGGCCGAUAACUUUGAGAACAAGAUAAAGGUCCCCAUAUCAGAGUUGGCCCACGAUGCUGAAACGCUGAACGCCUCGUUGUCAGACCUACAAAUGUCCAGAAACAUUAUCAACGGUGAGCAGAGCGAACUACGAAAAACUGUCCACAGCAGAACUAAAUUCCUCUGCAAGAUGAUAAAGGAGUACGAAUCAUUUGUGCUGGAGGAGAUCGACAAGCGGUACAAUAACUACCUACAAAACAUUGAGGAACAAGAGUGUGAAAUAAAUCUCCGGCUUGAAUCCAUCCAAGCUGUUACGGACUUCACAGAGAAGCUUGUUUCGUUUGGAUCAUCGGAGGAGAAGGUGGCCAUGCGGCACAGGAUCGGGAGGAGGGUGCGUGAGUUGUGUGAGGAGGAGCUGCCGAUGGUGCAGACAGAAAUGACGAAUCACUGCCUGUACCAGCCGGACGUCAACGUGGAAACCAUCUGUGAUCUGUUUGGUGAACUCAAGGCAGGGAAGAACUCCACCAGAAUGAACUCGAGAAAGACCAGUGCAGCAACGUCUGGCCUGACGAGCACCAGUGACUCUGUGGAUCAGAACAACACGGAACUCACCGAGCUGGAGGAAUAUGAGGACAGGGAUAGUGACAUGCUCAGCGCCAGCUACGCGAGCGAUCCCUUCCGCAGCAGCAACACCAGCGACCAGAUGCAUCUCCUGGCAUCUUCCAAUGAGCCGGUGGAAGAAUCUUCAUUUCAGUCAUCGGGCCAGGAUGACGUCCCGUGCCAGAAUCUGACCACGCCCCAAAAAGAGCUUCCCUUGCCUGUGAACAUUCAGAGAGACUGCAUCAAGGGUGUUGCAAUAAAUGCCAAUGGAGAUAUCGUCAUAGCGACUGUUUCCAACGGAAUCAAUAUGAUAUAUUACAUAGAGAAACGAGGCAUAGUUCGAGGACAGAUCCAGAUAGAGAAAGGUUGGACGAUCCACUCGGUGGCAGCAGACGGCAAAGUGGCACUUAUGAUUGCAAGGGGAGACAAUCGAUACAAGGUGAGGGUCAUGUCGGCUGAUGGGUCGGGCGCAAUUCUAGCAGACGUACAUCUGGAAAGUUUCGGUCUUAACUACAUGACGGCCAGUUCGUGCUGCCAGGUGAUCGUCUCAUCCAGCAGGUACACGCACCGGGCCCACACGAAAACAUCAAAGUCGGGCGGAAACAUCGCCAUCUACAACCCUGACAGUCAACUCGUGAGACGAAUCACGAAUGAUGAUUUCAUCGAACAAGGCCUCUAUCUGCUGGAAAAGCCGUACACAAUAUACGUGGACACGAAAAACAACAUCUUCGUCACAGACUCUGGCAGUCAUCUCGUGUGUGGAUUCACUCAGAAUGGAGAGCUGUUGUUCGAGUAUGGAAACACAGACCAUGAUGAGGAGAUAUACCAGGGGCCGGAUGCCGUCUGCACAGACAAGCAGGGGAACGUGAUCGUCACGGACAGACGCGAGGGAAGGAUUGACGUUCUCGAUAAACACGGUCACCUUUUGAAAUGUCUCUAUCCCGAAGACAACAUCAAAUCGGUCUCAGUUUCUUUACCAGAAAACUUGCUCAUGGUUGCAACAGUCGAAGGAACAAUAAAAUUUUACGAGUAUUUGUAGAAGGAGACUAUUUUUAUUUAUUGUUGUUUCUUUGAUGCUGAUUUGUUGCUGAAAUCGUACAGUAGGCAAUCACUAUAAUUUUCACUUAUUUAUUAAACUUCUUACAAUCAGUAUAUUUUGGACAUACACGUAAUAUGAUAUAACCAAUGCUGGUGACACAGAGUAUUACAGGAACAGUCAAUCUCCAAAAGUUGGUAUGUUAUAUACAUUUAAGUCAUACUUGAACAUAAUCAAAUGCUAAUUGUAAACUGAUGGCGAGUGUGUUUUGUAUUGUGACUGGUUAAUUACAUUCUCUUUCCGGGAUCAAAUGAAAAUAACACCCGGAAAGGUAAUGACGUCAUUAGCAAUUGGA
Messenger RNA from Gigantopelta aegis, 2751 nucleotides. RefSeq names its product E3 ubiquitin-protein ligase TRIM56-like. Gene Ontology annotation, molecular function: protein binding; zinc ion binding. The transcript has 2 exons. The record is from RefSeq and is a predicted model, not a curated record. NCBI's taxonomy places the organism in Eukaryota, Metazoa, Mollusca, Gastropoda, Neomphalida, Peltospiridae. Bases 156 to 2399 code for a protein of 747 amino acids.